UUGCCCAGCGGGUAGUAAAUGUCUUGGCACCGCUUCACGUCAUCUGGUCACCUUGUGGCUUUGGAUUCAUCUCAAGCGAUAAGGCAACACCAUACCACCUCACCACCACUCUUCCCACGCACAUUCAUCCGCAGCUCACAGGCAGCCGUGCUCAGCAUCAUCGUCCAGGCCAACCUUUCACCCCAGCCGCGGAACCGCUGGAUCCCGCCCUGCCCUGCCUAGCCACCCUCUACCCAUCUGCCACCCUCCCCCUCGGCGGCGGCGGUCCCUCUAGCGACAGGCCCUGUCGCUGAACACCCCCCUUCCCCUCAUCUCACUCGUGCGCACAUUCGAAAACACCACCCCGCUCGGCCGUCAAGAUGUCGAACGGCUGGGGCAUCGGCAGCUUCUUUGGGGGCGGCGCGCGGGCGCAAAAGGACACGACGAAGAAUGCCAUAUUACAGCUGCGAGGCACGCUCGACAUGCUGUCGAAGCGGGAACGGCACAUUCAGAACCAGAUGGAGGAGCAGGACAACGUGGCGCGGAAGAACGUGAGCACGAACAAGACGGCGGCCAAAGCGGCUUUACGGCGGAAGAAGAAUUACGAACACCAGCUCGAGCAAACGCAGGCGCAGAUGAUGACUGUCGAGCGCGAAAUCUCGUCCAUCGAGACGGCCAAUAUCAACAAGGAGACGCUCGACGCGAUGAAGAAUGCGCAGCAAGCGAUGAAGAAGAUCCACGGCGGCUUGACGAUUGAGAAGGUCGACGAGACGAUGGAGCAGUUACGGGAGCAGCAUGCGGUGGGAGAGGAGAUUGCGGAGGCGCUGACGCAGGGCGCGCUCGCGUCGAAUGUGGAUGAGGAUGAGUUGGAUGAGGAGCUGGCGGAGUUGCAGCAAGAGGAGUUGGACAACAAGAUGCUGAAGACGGGGACUGUGCCGGUGUCGGAUCAGAUACAGAGGCUGCCGAAUGCCGCGGUGGGAGAGCCACGAAAUCGAGUGGAGGAAGAAGACGAAGAGGAAGAGCUCAAGAAACUGCAGGCCGAGAUGGCGAUGUGAUUUUGGGGGGUGUUUUCUUGCGAGCGAGACCGGGUGCACCAUUACUACUUGACUCUUUCCACUAUGCCCACGCUGUAGUUACGCUAUGUCUGCGAACUUGUAGAAGCGAUUUGAAUCUUGAUGCCCAAUCCAUAACCAACGGAAGGAGUACGCGGGGUGAUUUACAGUCCGGCAUACUCAAUACCAUGUCAGCCUUGUGGGGCCGGAUCGACGACGGAGUACCUUGCUUGAUCGACCUAAAGUGACUGACACUUCUUCCUCUCGCCUGAUCUGCUCGUAAUUCGCAUGAAACCCCUCGAUAAUGACAUAUGGUUCGCAUAUGAAAGGAAAUGGAAUAUGGCAAGCCUCGAUUCGGCAAGUGCCAUGAGGUAGUCCACAAUUCCGUGGACCCAAGUGGGGCGCGCCGAGUGAAUGCGCCACAAAGGUGGCCGGAGAGCCUUGCUUCUCGCCCACUUCACCUCACCUCACCUCACCC
Messenger RNA from Neohortaea acidophila, 1509 nucleotides. RefSeq names its product vacuolar sorting protein snf-7. Gene Ontology annotation, cellular component: multivesicular body; ESCRT III complex; cytoplasmic side of plasma membrane. Lineage: Eukaryota; Fungi; Ascomycota; Dothideomycetes; Mycosphaerellales; Teratosphaeriaceae. The transcript has 3 exons. Bases 360 to 1034 code for a protein of 224 amino acids. The record is from RefSeq and is a predicted model, not a curated record. Gene Ontology annotation, biological process: vesicle budding from membrane; late endosome to vacuole transport via multivesicular body sorting pathway.